Molecule: messenger RNA, 1659 nt
Organism: Pseudozyma flocculosa PF-1
Lineage: Eukaryota; Fungi; Basidiomycota; Ustilaginomycetes; Ustilaginales; Ustilaginaceae
Exons: 2
Coding region: 1-1659 (552 amino acids)
Biological process (GO): transmembrane transport; carbohydrate transport
Cellular component (GO): membrane
Molecular function (GO): carbohydrate:proton symporter activity
Source: RefSeq, a predicted model, not a curated record
AUGGGCUUUUUCAGCACCCUCGUGCGACCGCCGCACGACACCUCGGCGGUGCCCGCGCCGCCGGAGACGCACAACUGGCGUCUCUAUACCAUGGCCUUCUCUGCGAGCAUGGCCUCGGCGAUGUUCGGCUACGAUAGCGCCUUUAUCGGCGGAGCGCUGACGCUGCCGUCGUUCAAGCGCACCUUUGGCGUCACUGCGGAGCACUCGACGGCGCUCUCGUCGCACAUCACCUCGCUCUUCCAGGCCGGCUGCUUUUUCGGCGCGAUCCUCGUCUACCCCAUCACUGAGCAGUUCGGUCGCAAGCCCGCCCUGCUCCUUGCCGGUAUCGUCUUCAGCAUCGGCGCCAUCAUCCAGACCGUGUCAGACGGCAACCUCGGCAUGAUGUACGCCGGUCGCGUCCUCACCGGGCUCGGCGUCGGCUCGAGCUCUCUGAUCACACCCGCCUAUAUCUCGGAAUGCAGCACGCCGGCAACAAGAGGAAGGCUGGUGGGCAUCUUUGAGUGCUGCCUGCAGGCUGCGCUCGUCGUGGGCUUCUGGACAAACUACGGUGUGGCGCAAAAUAUCCCCGACGACGGCAGCAACAAGCAGUGGCAGGUCCCCUUCGCCGUCCAGCUCAUCCCGGCCGGCCUGCUUUUAAUCGCCAUGACGUUUCAGUCCGAGUCGCCGCGAUGGCUCAUCAAAAAGGGGAAGGACGACAAAGCGAGAGAGGUGCUGGCGCGGCUCCGCGACCUCCCGGCAUCGCAUGCCUACCUGUCCUACGAGAUCGAGUCGGUCCGUGACCAGAUCCACGCCGAGCUUGGUCCUGCCGGGCAGCUAUCGCUCUGGGGCAAGCUCAAGGAGUGCGUCGCGCCUGAGAACCGCGUCCGUCUCGGUCUCGGCGUCGCUCUGAUGUGGCUGCAGAAUCUGUCUGGCAUCAAUGCGCUCAACUACUUCUCCAACACCCUCAUCAAGAGUAUCGGCUUCACGGGCACCAGCGUCUCGCUGCUGGCGACGGGCAUCUUUGGCAUCGUCAAGAUGGUCGUGACGAUCGUCUUCAUGUUCUUCUUCGUCGACCGCGUCGGGCGCCGGGUGCCUCUGCUGGUCGGCAGCGUGGGAGCGGCGGCGUCGAUGUACUACCUCGGCAUCUACUCGACGGUCACACGCUCCUUCCAACAACCGGUACCCAAGGACGGCGCGGCCUACUUUGCGCUCGUGUGCGUCUACCUCUUUGGCGCUAGCUACGCCUUUUCGUGGAACGGCAUCCCCUGGAUCUUCCAGUCCGAGGUCUUCCCGCUCGCCGUGCGCGCCCUGUCCAUGGUGGUGACGACGGCCAACCAGUGGUUGAGCCAGUUUGUCAUCGUCUACUCGGCGCCCUACAUGAUCGAGUCGAUGCGGGGCUACACCUUCAUCUUCUUCGCCCUAUGGACCACGGCCGCCUUUGGCUUCGUGUGGCUCCUCGUCCCAGAGACGGCCGGCAUCUCGCUCGAGAACAUGGACGUCCUCUUCGAUGGACCGACGUUGGCCCGGGACAAGAGGCGCCACUAUGACCAGGUCAUGGCCAGCCAGCGCGCCAUGCAGCUCGAGAACGAGGCCGAGGCCCUUCCCCGCGAACGACGGCAACAGGAAUCGGCGGCGCCGGCCGAUGUUACCAUGGACAAGGAGGCCAAGUCGAUGGCCUAG